AUGUCAACAUCAAGAUUAGCUAUUAGAUUAUAUACCUACAGAGGCUAUUCAGCUCCCUGGAGAGUUAGCAUCAUGCUAAAAUUGAAGUAACUUCAAUUCCAACCAUUUUUUGUAAAUUUGCCCAAAGCUGAGUAAUUAUCAAAUAUGUACUCUUAAAUCAAUCCACUUUAAAUUGUUCCUACUCUAGAAAUUAAUGGAUAAUUAUUACAUGAGAGUAUGGCCAUUGCAGAAUACCUGGAGGAAGAGUUUCCAAGAACCAAAUUACUUCCAAAGUCUCCCUUAGAGAAAGCCAUCGUUAGAUCCAUGUGUGAAACCGUGAAUAGUGGCAUUCACCCAUAUCAUGCAUCUAGAUUCUACAAAUACGUUCACAAUUAUGUGAGUGAUAUAAAUAGAUAGGAAAUUUCAGAACCUUUCUUGGAGAGAGGUUUUACAGCAUUAAACACUCUGGUGGAAAAACAUGGCGGAGAUUACGCAUUCGGAAACUAAGUGACAAUAGCCGAUGCUUUCUUGUACCCAGCAUUUAGAGGGGACGAUGUAUCUUAUUUGGUCAAUUUGGAUAAAUACCCAGCCCUCAAAAAAGUUGUUGAGAACUUGGAUCAACUGCCAGAAUUUGGAUAUGAGCAUCCAGACUCUCAAGGAUGAUAUUAUUAUUAUGAAUAAAUAUUUAUUACAAUAUGUAAAUUUCUUAGA
Molecule: messenger RNA, 690 nt
Organism: Paramecium tetraurelia
Lineage: Eukaryota; Ciliophora; Oligohymenophorea; Peniculida; Parameciidae
Exons: 4
Biological process (GO): glutathione metabolic process; L-phenylalanine catabolic process
Molecular function (GO): maleylacetoacetate isomerase activity; glutathione transferase activity
Source: RefSeq, a predicted model, not a curated record